AUGGCGAAGGCCUUAGAGCCUCCGCAGGCAGUGCAGCCUGGGCUGGUCUUGCAUCCUUCCUUCAAUGUGACGGCCCUUGCAGAGCUGGAAGGUUCACCCUACCUCCUCAGCGCCGAUGGGAAGGGCGCAGUGUGCUGCUGGGAUGUUUCGCCCGGGACGCAGAUCACCGAGCCGGUGCACGUCUUGCAAGCCCAUUCGGAUGCCAUCUCCCAGGCGCUGCUGUUAAGAAGCAGCCGCAUCCCCGAAGCCUUGGAGGACCUACUCUGGAAAGGCGAGUCGGAAGGCUCCCAGGCUGAAGCCGACCUGAGUCCCAAGUCCAAGUCCACGCAGGCCGUCUCCACAGCACCCAGCGAGGCUGCCGGGCCUGUCCCACUGAAGGCGGUGCCUUCUAUGAAGAAGCCGAAGCGGAGAGGGCUCCUGCAGUGCUGCCUUUGUUGCUGUCGUGGCCAGUCAUUCAAGAGCGGGCCGCAUUGGCUCGUCGCCACCUCCUCCGAGGAUGGGCACCUGGUCGUCUGGUACUUCAAGCCUCUGCCCAGGAAGACCCCGAAAGCUGGCGAAGGCAUCUUUGAGGUGACCUUGAUCAGCGAGUGGCAGUCCGAAUCGGCUGCGAAAAUCACGAGUUGCCUGGAGCUGCACGACGGAUUGCUGGCUGUGGGCUUCAAGCAAGGCUGUGACGUGAAUCUCGUCGAUCCCUGCACAGCCACCGUUUGUUGGGUUCUCUACGGUCACACGGCCCCCAUCACGGCUUUGGCGGAAUGCGCGGAUGGCCGCUUCGUCACUGGUGGAGCAGAUGGGGCCAUUCGUCUAUGGGCAAAGCGGACAUGGUCCACAGCUUGGCCAGCACAGGAUUCUCUUCGCAGAGCCGCUGACCCACCUGCCGAUGGCACCGAGCCCCCGCUUCUGCCGACGGAGGCUUGGAACGAGCUGCUCGGAAGCGAGACCGGGAAGCCUGGGGUCUGCAGCAUGGCCUUCCAUGCUCACACACAGCAGGCACGACGCGGUGAGAUGGCAGCGCUAUUCUUGAGAGUCCUUGUGCAGAGCGGCAGCAAUCUCAUCAAGGCGGAGGCCUUAAAGAAGUCUCAGGUCUACGUCGCUUGCACCGUGCUGGACGUUGCAGAUGCAUCGCAGAUGUCCCAGGAGACAACGGCGCAGACAAGAUCCAGCAGGACCGGCACGUGGAACGAGUCGCUGACCCUUUCGUACAGAAGGAGCUGGAUUGCUGGAAAGCAAGGGCUGCCUGAAUGCUCCUGGCUUGAUCUGGAGGUAAUGCUGGGCGCCAGCCGUAAGAAGGCUCCGAGAACCAUUGCCCGCUGCUCUGUACCAUUGGAGGAGGUGGUGCGGCAACUGGCGGAUGCUCCGAGCCACGAGUUGACGCCCAGCGCCAGAAAGCUGUACUCUCCUCUGGGGCAAGGACCAUACGAGGAGGUCGUGGACGCCGAGCUUUAUGUUGGAUUUUUCGAAGAAGCAGGGGACGUACUUGGAGUCUCUGUGAAGUCGGUCCAUGGCCUCGCUGUCCGCUUCACACAACCAAUAUUUGUCCGUGCGACUGUUCGGCAGAGCUGCGCUGGCGCAGUGCAGAGUCUGCCGGCCAAAGUUCGGGACGUGACUGAGGUUCGAAGUCAGACGGUGAACCCUUGGUGGGACGAGAUCUUGGAGUUCGAGAUCCCGGUCUUCGUCGGCGACCGUCACAUCUCCCACAGUCCCGACUACCGCCUCUACUUUCAAGUCUUCUGCAAGGAGCGAAUGAACAACGAGAAGUUGCUGGCUGAGCUCUUCGUGCCACUCGCGGAUGCGAUCCGUGCAGAUGGCCAGAAGGCAAAGUCCUUCGAACUGAAGCCCACGGAGAUGCUGCUAAACCGGGGCAGGAAGUCCAGCAGAAGCAGCGCAGCCAGCGGCGCUGGGAAGGAAAAGCCGACUCUCUGUCUGGCGUUUCAGGCCAUCGUGCCAUGUCCAAAGCAGAUUCAGUGCACGGUGGAACGCCUAGACAGCGUGAAGUACGCCGGCACAGUGGACAAGAACCUUCAAGUUCGGAUGUGUUUCGUGGAGGGCGAUCCGAUGCUGGCAAACCCAAGUGUGAGAACUUCUUCCAAGCAGCAGACCGUCAAGCCCGUCUGGAAACAAAGGUGUGUCUUUGACAUGCCAGCGGGGCUUCUCCGAUCGGGUUUUGAACCUCGCCCUCCCUCCGUCCGCAAGGGAUGGGUGCACGACAGCAGGGAGGCCAAUCAGUCCAGCAUGGCCGUGUGCAUUGACGUCUGCGACCGUGAUGCGAUCAAUGGCACCGACAGCUUCAUGUGCCGUGGUCAUGUGCCCCUUCGGACUGCGUGGGAGGCUGCCACCAAAGGGCGCAGCCUGGUGUCUCCACAGUGGGUGAGCCUGGUGCCUUCAGCCGGUGCUCGAUUGCAGGUGGGGUUUUCCACCAAUUCAUCCAAGGACCAAUUGAACGUGCACAUACUAGGGGCGGAGAAGCUUCCCGGACGCGCAACCUCAGGGCUCGCGGACCCGUUCUGCAUUGUCCGGUUGGCGUUCAUCGGCCAGCUCGGGGAGCCCACUGACCAGGCAUCUGUGAAUUUGCCUUUUGUGACCACGCCUGCUGGCGAGUUGCGAGGCGGUGCGGACAGCUUGUUCUUUCAGCAUGAGGAAGUCUUGGAGCUUCCUGGCGCGCUCGCAGAAGGCAUGGUUGCAGCCCGGGCAAGCUGGCAUUAUCAGGUCGAUUUGAUCGACAUGAAGAAACAGGUCGUGCUCUGCUCCGGAAGUAUCUCUGUGCUGGAGAUGCUGGACGACAUUUGCCGUACUGAGGGGCGAUGCGAGGUGACGCGGUACACCAUCCGUGAAAAGUUGGAGGAAUCCAAAUCAUUGCUGCAGAAGCCGUCCACUCCCGAUCCGUUUGCAGACGAAGAAAGGUGUGGGUCUGUCCUUCGGAAGAUUGUCUUGAAGCAGCUGGACAAACCCUACAAAGCAGCGCUGGAUCAGGGCGAAGUGGACAUGUCAAGCGUCAAGCCCAAGCGGAAGCAGGUGGGCGAAGCAAUUGGCAGUGCCUUGGUUACUUUGGGAUUGCGAAACAACACCGAGCGUGUCGAUCGAGGCACUGAUGACAUGGAGCUGCACGUGCGCUUCCAGGUUGUCUCUCGCUGGAAAGGCCUUGCCAGAGGGAGCCGCAGCCCCCCAUCGGUGCCCAUGCAAGCACCAUCUGCAGUGAGGUGCAUUGCCACAUUGGCGAAUUCCAUCGUUGCAGGCUACGAGGAUGGCAACGUCUUCAUCUGGGAUGCUUCGGGGCAUGGGGGUCCUCUCCACCAGUUCCAGGCACAUGCGGUACCCGUCAGCGCCAUUGCUGUCUUGCCACCCCUUGGCUGUGUGGUGACUGCGGGUGAAGUUCGCAAUGGCCUAGAGGCUUUCUCUGAGUCCCGGAUACGGCUUUGGAGCACUGUGACAUUGGAAUUGCGCCAGUCUGUGUCCUUGAACGGAUCGGUUGCACGUGUUCUGCGUCCUUUGGUUCUGGGCGCGGCCAUCGAAGACAUCAUGCGCGCUGCAGAGGCUGCGGGCCGCUCCAUCGAGAAGAGAGAGAAGGUGGUUCCUCCAUGCCUGGCUGUCGGCACCGACUCGAGGCAGGCAAAACAAGUCCGCCUGAUGCGCAUCAGCUUAGACGUGAGAAAAAAGAAGUGA
This is a messenger RNA of Symbiodinium natans, 3660 nucleotides long. The record is from the annotation of a GenBank genome assembly. NCBI's taxonomy places the organism in Eukaryota, Dinophyceae, Suessiales, Symbiodiniaceae.